UGUUACUUGUCAACACAUGGAAGUUGGGCGGUGGAGAAACGUAAGGAUCUAAACACUUGUUCACUCAACUAAUCCGCAAAGUCCAAGCAGGCCCACGUGUCCUUACCUUUCUUCUGAAGAAGAAGCGAACACAAACUGGCGCUGAACUCCGCUCACGUUCCUGGACGACUGGGUCAGGGGUUUGGCGCCUUUAUGAAGGAGGGAGGACGCAGAUGUAUUAGUCGGUGGCGUCAGAAAGGAUGGAGAGCAGCUCACAUGUUUUUCAGAUCUCUGGAAUCAAGGCACGUGAUAAGAAGAGAGCAUUGGUCCAGGGGAUCCAGCAGCUGGGUGGGAAAUACAUAGGUGGCUCGGUUUAUCAACAUGCCAGCACCCAUCUCAUCAUCCCUCAGGUGUUGUCCAGUGAAAAGUUUUUGGCAGCCUGUGCUGCAGGAAAGUGGGUUGUGACUCCGGACUAUGUGCUGGAAAGUAUUAAGAAUGGUUCCUGGCUUGCGGAGGGACUCUAUGAGGUGACCAUAUCCCCGGUGGCCUCCUCCACCUUCUACCCCGUCAGGCAGUGGAGGGAGAAGGUGGCCAGUGGGAGACUAAAAGGAGCCUUUCAAGGGUGGAGGGUCCUCCUCAUGGUCCAGGAGCCCACUCGCAGAGCCAUGUUCAAACGGCUGCUCAUAGCAGGCAAGGCAGAAGUUUUCAACAGCCCUCCUCCGUCUCCUGCCUCCAUCACUCAUGUCAUGGCUAAACCUGUUAUAGAAAUCUCAAAGUCCUACAGCGCUCCUUGUUACCCUGUGAGCCAUAUUGUCCAGCACCUGUUUGGGAGCAAUUGUGUGGAUAUGAAUUUCAACGUAACAGAUCAUCAUCCAACAGAGACGAAGAGGACCAGGUUUGUUGAUCUUGACUUCUCCAACCUGGAGACGGAGCUCAGGGACUAUGUCGUCAAAAAGGAGGCCCGGCCGAGACUGUGCCUCCUUGAGUUUCUGGGUUAUCAUGACCCUCACCGUCCACUGUCACAGGCAACAGAGACAGACUUCAGCAACAUUGGUAGUAUGAUAGAGUGCGGCCUCUUCGCUGAAGCCUUGGACUCGAUCAGAAGUGCUAUGUUUCCAGGUCUGCUGCCACCGGGGCCGUACCUGAUCUCCCUCUUAGAAUACGCACAGCAGGGAAACGCCACGUCUGUCUUCCUGAGAAACUUCCUGCAGGUCAUGAAUAACCUGCUCUUUACGAACCCUCCCUGGCUCGCUCCCAGCACAGUGAAGAAAUAUUUCGCCCAGGUGCUGCAGUGUCCUCGGUGCAAGACGGGACUUUGGCCUUUUCUGCAGACGGCCAUCAGUUACUGUCUGUCCGGUGAGGUCACUUGUCACCCACUUCCCGGCCCGGCCCCGCCACUGCUGAUACGUUUCCAUAGUGACCUCGUGGCGUUUGUCCUCAGGCUCUUCCAGGGGGAGCUCCACUUCAUCACCUCAGGGGAUUUUGUGCCUCAGGGAGCAGCAGUUCCUCCGGCGUCGGCAUCAGGGUCUUUGCUAUAUGGAACCUUCUGGACCGUGUGGGAGCGCUCCACACUGCUGUCUCAAGCUGUGAAACAACUUACUCAGCUCCUAGUACAGGCGGCCAUUGAGGAUUACGUAGAGACGGAUGAGACGCAGAUGCUGCAUUUGGCGGACACUCUGCUGGACCUGCUGUCUGUGCUGGUGGAGUUCUGGUGUCAGCAGCACUUCAAACUGAACCAGAGCCUGGUGAACAAGGGCCUGAAAGACCUAGCAGAGCACUUUGCUCUCGUCAGCCAAGAUGUGUCUCCAGAGGUUCUGGCAGAGGUCGUCAUCAGGGUUUCCUCCACCAGACUUAAGUUGGUGAUGGCUGAUGCCAUAUUCAGGAGUCUGUGUUGCAGAAGUGGAUUCACUGUGAGAGACGAACCUCUCUCUCUCAAGAAAAUGGUGCUGUCCUACCUGCCUGCCCUGGGAAGUUUAUCUCAGAGCCCCAGCGGCGCUCGCCUCGGGACCAGACCCACCUCCCACAGCUGCACCAGCCAGGAGACUGACUGCAGAACCCAGAGCUCUUUGGAGAAUGAGACCAGUCUGGAGAAAGAGAACAUCCCCCGAGGGUUGAGCAGAGUCAAUGCAGCAGGAGAGACCCUCCUCCACCGAGCUUGCAAGAGGAACCAAGUGGAGACCGUGCUUCAAAUCCUGGCGCUUCCUGGCACGGACGUCAACAUUAAAGACCAUGCAGGAUGGACGCCGUUGCAUGAAGCGUGUAAUCAUGGCAGCGCUGCAUGUGUGGAGGCUUUGCUGUGUCACCGCCCCGCACCGGUGUUUGAUAACCAGGUGGCUGGAAUUAGUCCACUUCACGAUGCCUUGCUCAAUGGACACAUGGACAUCGCCAAGAUGCUACUGGAGCACGCAGGCUCAGUUCUCAUCCAGCAGACUGACAGAGACGGGCGGACCGCGCUGGACCUGGUCUCUGAUACCAGUCGGAGGGAGGAGCUCCUUCACAGCGCACAGGUUGGAGACUUGGCCCUGACGAACAAAGACUCUGAGGUCUUGAACCUUCCCCUCCUGGAGGCCGGAUCCUGCCUGCUGGCACACUUAAUUUUCUCCUAUCAGCAGGAAAGGGGCCUGCCGGGCCACACGCAACCCAGCGAUAAGGCCCUCAGCCUGGGCUACAGGCUGGUCAGGGCCCUGGAGACGCACUCCUUCCAAAAGGUGACUCUGGGCUGGACGGACCAGCGGGUAGUGAGGCUGGCGGAAGAUGCAGAGACGCUGUUGGCGCUCAGCAGAGGGAGGUACCUGGGGCAAGUGUCUCCGGCUAUUAAAGAAUGUAAAGGACAGAACACUAGGUUCCUAAUGGAGAUACUGGAGGAUCUGAAGACUCGGGCAAAAACGCUAGUCGCUGAUCUCUGACACGGGCUCGACGGACAAUACACAAAAAGUGCCUUAAAGAACAAACUGAUUGAAAUGUUAACAGAAGGGUAUCUGUGUCUAUGGUAAAUUACCCGGUCACACAAUUCACUGAUGCCUAAAAGUGUCCACACUGGCCUUCUACUUUCUUCCCUCUCAGGUAAAUGGGUAAACAAUUGAUUGUGAUUUUGAAGUUAGAUGGAUGUUAAUUUCUCCAGAUAUGGUUUUAUACUCGAUCGUCAUUGUAACAUGGUUUGGUUAAGUCAUUCCACCUUGCUUUGGUUUAAAAUGUUGGAUUCUUUGCAAAUGUUUCUGAAAUGGAAUGUGUAAUUCUGUUGAAUGUUUUUAUAUUGUUACUACCUCAAGUUUCGACUUUCUACAGUUCCAGUAUGUUUGAAGAUAAAGUUGUUUUUUCACGUGUUAAUAACUAUUAUUUAUAACAAAAUAAAUUAAAUUUGUUGAUGGUUGUAUAA
Molecule: messenger RNA, 3355 nt
Organism: Hippoglossus stenolepis (Pacific halibut)
Lineage: Eukaryota; Metazoa; Chordata; Actinopteri; Pleuronectiformes; Pleuronectidae
Gene: slf1
Product: SMC5-SMC6 complex localization factor 1
Exons: 18
Coding region: 240-2885 (881 amino acids)
Biological process (GO): positive regulation of double-strand break repair
Molecular function (GO): protein binding
Source: RefSeq, a predicted model, not a curated record